AUGGCCAAUCCUCCCCACGGCGGUGUCCUCAAGGACCUCCUCGCACGCGAUGCCCCCCGCCACCAUGAGCUUGAAGCUGAGGCGGCAAAUCUACCUGCUAUUGUCCUUACCGAACGUCAGCUUUGCGAUCUCGAACUGAUCCUCAAUGGUGGCUUCUCCCCACUGGAGGGUUUCAUGAACGAGAAGGACUACAAUGGCGUUGUGGAAAACCUCAGACUUGCAGACGGGGCUCUGUUCUCCAUGCCCAUCUGCUUGGAUGUCACAGGUCAGGUCGUCGAGCGCUUGAAGCUCAAGGCUGGUGCCAGAGUCACCCUGCGUGACUUCCGUGACGACCGCAACCUGGCCAUUCUCACAAUCGACGAUGUCUACCGACCCGAUAAGAAGAAGGAGGCUCAGGAAGUCUUUGGCGGCGACCCUGAACAUCCCGCCAUCGUCUUCCUCAACAAUACCGUCCAGGAGUUCUAUGUUGGCGGUAAGGUCGAGGCCAUCAACCGCCUCAACCACUACGAUUACGUCGCACUCCGCUACACCCCAGCCGAGCUUCGCCUGCACUUUGAGAAGCUGGGAUGGUCCAAGGUCGUGGCUUUCCAGACCCGCAAUCCCAUGCACCGUGCUCACCGUGAGCUGACCGUGCGUGCCGCACGUGAUCGUCAAGCCAACGUGCUCAUCCACCCCGUCGUUGGCCUGACCAAGCCCGGCGACAUCGACCACUUCACGCGCGUGCGCGUUUAUCAGGCUCUCAUGCCGCGCUACCCCAACGGCAUGGCAGUUCUUGGCCUGCUGGGCCUGGCCAUGCGUAUGGGCGGUCCUCGAGAGGCUAUCUGGCAUGCCAUUAUCCGCAAGAACCACGGUGCUACACAUUUCAUCAUUGGGCGUGACCACGCCGGUCCGGGCAAAAACAGCAAGGGCAAGGAUUUCUAUGGCCCAUACGAUGCCCAGUACGCAGUUGAGAAGUACAAGUCCGAGCUCGGCAUCGAUGUGGUGGAAUUCCAGAUGAUGACCUACCUGCCCGACUCGGACGAGUACCGGCCGAAGGACCAGGUGCCCGAGGGUGUCAAGACGCUCGAUAUCUCUGGCACCGAGCUUCGCCGUCGCCUGCGUGUCGGCGCUCCCAUCCCUGAGUGGUUCUCGUAUCCCGAAGUCGUCAAGGUGCUGAGAGAAAGCAACCCUCCUCGCGCCAAGCAGGGCUUCACAAUCUUCCUCACUGGCUACACCAACAGCGGCAAGGACGCCAUUGCGCGUGCCCUGCAGGUGACGCUCAACCAGCAAGGUGGUCGUGCGGUGUCCCUGCUCCUCGGCGAAACUGUGCGCCACGAGCUGAGCAGCGAGCUCGGCUUUACCCGCGACGAUCGCGAUACCAACAUUGCGCGUAUCGCGUUUGUGGCCUCAGAGCUUACCAAGGCCGGUGCUGCCGUCAUUGCCGCGCCCAUUGCACCCUUCGAAGAGGCUCGUCAAGAAGCACGUGAGGUGGUCGAGAAGUACGGCACCUUCUUCCUCGUGCAUGUCAACACGAGCCUGGAAUAUGCAGAGAAGACAGAUAAGCGCGGCGUGUAUGCGCGUGCGCGUCGGAAUUCCAUCAAGAAUUUCACUGGCGUCAAUGAUCCGUACGAGAAGCCGCAGAAGGCGGAUAUGACAGUGGAUUGUGAGAAGCAGGGUGUGCGAGAGAUUGUGCACAGCAUCGUCCUGCUGUUGGAAAGCCAAGGGUUCUUGGAGGCUGCUUAA
This is a messenger RNA of Cyphellophora europaea CBS 101466, 1722 nucleotides long. Its product is annotated as sulfate adenylyltransferase. Gene Ontology annotation, biological process: sulfur amino acid metabolic process. Gene Ontology annotation, molecular function: ATP binding; adenylylsulfate kinase activity; sulfate adenylyltransferase (ATP) activity. The coding region runs from base 1 to 1722 and encodes 573 amino acids. Gene Ontology annotation, cellular component: cytoplasm. The transcript has a single exon. The record is from RefSeq and is a predicted model, not a curated record. NCBI's taxonomy places the organism in Eukaryota, Fungi, Ascomycota, Eurotiomycetes, Chaetothyriales, Cyphellophoraceae.